GCUACAUCAUUUCGUCCAAUUAUGACCAUGUUACCAUGUCAGUUACCUGCCUUUCGCUUUGUCUUUCUUAGAUGUUAGAAUUUGUUUGACAUUACAUCUUAGAACUGUCAAAAUAAUUUGUCAAUAACAUGUUAAGCUAACAGCAAAAAAAAAUUUCAGUAAAAAUAAUGUUUCAUUAAAAAAUCCUCAUAUUUACUUUACUUGGACAUUUAAAAAUGCCCGUUUAAAAAUUAAUAGAAACUAAUUAAAAAAAAAACAUAAAAAAUGAGUACUAAUAAACGUUUUGGAAGACACCCGGCAAUAGAAUCUGCGAGUGAACCAAUAUUAACAACGCAGCCGGAAAUGAAAGACGAAAGUAAUAACUGGAGAUUAAAAGUAUUAUCAAAACCUAAAACACUUACACCUAAAUACGAAGAACCACCAUACGUAUUUGAAUCAGGAGUACGUCCAGAAGCUUUAAACUGUCGACCAAAAAGCCGAGAUAAACAUAUUAGUCUUCCAGUGUUGCGAAAAUUGUACGAAAACAAACGUACUUUUGCCGGUAACCCAAAUACGUUAAAAAAUUAUGCCGAAAAUAUGGAUAAACAUAUCGCAAAAGCUUGGGAUAGUAUUUAUAAUGAGUAUAAAAAAGCCAAAAGAGAUAAAAAAUUAAAGUUGUUGACGAGAGACAGAAAAAAUGUAUCCAGAAUUAAAACUGGUAAAAAGGGGAAAGGUAACGAUGAUGGAAGUUCGUACGGAUCGGGGGAUCGGGAGAAACAAUUUUCAGAAUGGGCUGUGGUAAAAGCUCAACCUAAAAAAGUGUUUGAACCAGAUCCUAUCGAUCGUGGACCUCGCGCCGAUUUAGAAGAAAUGCAUUCAAAAAUAAAUAUUAUGUCGACACCACGGAAAGUUACAGCAAAAUAUGUUGUUAAACCACCUAAACAUCUGGUGAAGGAGAGUGCUUUAAAUUAUGUUCCGACUGAAAGAGUAUUAAAACUGACUGUACUACCUCCACGUUUGGCUAAAAAAGAGUCAAUAAUUGAUACAGGAGCGGUAAAGCCAGGUGCAUUAUUAUAUAAAGCUACUGAACGCGAUUUAAUAUUAGCAACACCGCGUUCAAUAGCUGUAUCAGCCGAACCAGAUUUGAAGGAAAAUCCUUUUAUGAUUUCUCCAGGGGCUUUAAAAUAUAAACCAACCCCAAGGAUUUUGGAAUUAGCGAAACCGCGAGUUGUCAAAUAUUAAGAAUU
Molecule: messenger RNA, 1226 nt
Organism: Onthophagus taurus
Lineage: Eukaryota; Metazoa; Arthropoda; Insecta; Coleoptera; Scarabaeidae
Source: RefSeq, a predicted model, not a curated record